AUGGAUUGGUUCAAUUUGGAUUUACAGGCGAUCCCCGUCCGCGAAGAGUCCAUCCAAAUCAUCAAUGAGCCGAGCGAAUUCUACGAGGUUUUGAUCGAUGAGACGAAACGGGCGGAGAAAAGCGUAUUUUGGAGCAGCUUAUACCUUGGAGAGGGGCAGCUCGAGAAGCUACUGGUAUCGACACUAGAUGAAGCUCUUACAAGAAACGACCGUUUGGAGAUGACGUUAUUACUCGAUUAUCUGCGAGGACGAGAGGCACAGCAAAAGAAAAGAGCAGCACAACUCAACUGGCGCCAAUCGCGGAUCGUUGCCCAGGUCUCCCUCUACCACACCCCAGAACUCAGCGGCUUCAUCAAGCGCCUCUUGCCGGAAAGGACGAACGAAAUUGUUGGCCUCCAGCACAUGAAGUUUGCUAACCUCUCCGAUAGCUACUUUACUAAUCGACAAGACCGCUAUAUUUUGUUCAAGAAUGUGCCCGAGCUGGCCAACUUUUUCUGUGAUGUUAUAGCAGAGGUUUCUAAAUCUUCUUUCGUACUGCAACCUGAUGGCUCGGCGAUACCUCACCGGGAGUGUGAGGUGCACCCGUUUUUAGGUGAUUCUGUUGAAUAUCGACGGCGCUUUCAGAAGCAGAUUGAAGGGUGUAUAGAACGGCUGAAAGUGUCGAUCCGCUCGAUGAAUCAAGGGGCCGACACCUUCCUUUAUCCGCUUCUCCAAAUGGGCCCCUUCAGCAUCCAUCAAGAAUAUGAUUUUCUGAAGAGAUUAUUUGAGACGAAGGCCAACGGAUUUUUCGGGGCGGCCGGAGCUUCGAAAUACGUGCCUAGCAUGUACUCCUGGAUCGCCAAGGAUUUUCUGAAAAUUUCUGGGCGGAAUUCGAAGCGUCAGAUCGAUCUCCGAGAAUAUAAGCGGCCCGGCUGGACAUUCCACGCGAAAGGACUAUGGAUGUGCGAUGAGGGUGUGGCGGCUACAUUGAUUGGGUCCAGCAAUUAUGGCUAUCGUUCCGUUCACCGCGAUCUGGAAGCCCAAGUACUCUUGGUCACCAAGAACGAAGCUGAAAUCGAGUCGCUUGGUAUCCUCGAUUUCUCGACGAAACUCUCGUCGGCCGGACUGAUCUACGCCCACUAUGGCCGAGCGAUUAUUGCUGAGGUGCUAAAGAUCGAUCAGGAUGACCCUCGGGUGAACAUCUUUUAUCGCCGACUCUAUGGGACGUUCGUCGAGCAGAUUGACGCCGUCGAUAACGGAAUUCAGCAGUAUGAUGGGGUGCCCAGGUAUCUCUCGUCGGAUAGCAUUUCCGCUCGGGUCGGCGGCUUGAAUCCGGUUGGAAUGAAGACGACGUUAACCCCAACGCAAGGUGCGUUCACCGAUGCUAUGAAACUGGUCGGCGGGACGUUCCUCGAGCACUUGCACUAUUUGAAUGGCGUCUGGUGGCCUGCACGGCAAAUUGUCGUCGAGUCGGUGAAGAAUCGAGAAGCGAUUGAUCCGUCUGGCCGAAUUCUGACGAUGGAGAACGGGGGGUGUGCCGUGGAAGAGCACUUUUUCGAUAUUGAGGAAACGCUGGGCCUGACCGGUUCGCGCAUGACUUACAUGCUCUUUGGCGACUCGACGUCUUCCGGCUGGCGCGUCCAGGCUAUCCCCACCGACAGGAGAGCCAACUUCCAAAACCGCGGACCCCUACCAAAGAAGUGGCGAGGCUUGAGGGACGAGGAGCUUUCCAGUGUUGUCGGUGUUGAAGGCUGCGUAUUCGUGCACAUGACGGGCUUCAUCGGCGGGCACAAAACCCGCGAG
This is a messenger RNA of Mesorhabditis spiculigera, 1782 nucleotides long. NCBI's taxonomy places the organism in Eukaryota, Metazoa, Nematoda, Chromadorea, Rhabditida, Rhabditidae. The record is from the annotation of a GenBank genome assembly.